AUGGCUGACUACUCUUGGAAAGACGGUAUCUUACUCAAGGUUGUGAAUGUCGUCACUUACUUCCUCUUCCUCGGAUCCAACAUCUACACCAUUGCUGCACCUUCAGACAUCUACUUCACUGGCAAGGAAACUUACCUUACUCCUGCGCCUUGGGCUUUUUUGAUCUGGUCCCUUAUACAUUUCCUUCUCCUCGGAACCAUCAUCUACCAAUUCUUCCCGGGAGGCAAGCAGGUCAUCAUUGAUGGAGUCUCUUGGCGUCUCCCUCUCCUCGGUGUCCUUAAUGCCAUUUAUGUCAAUCUUUGGGCAAGCCAUCACUACAUCGUCGCCUUCAUCUUUGCCCUCUUUGUAUCCUCCUCUGUGACCCACAUUUAUUACAUUGUCAAGAAGCAUCAUUCGCCCCAGUCAUCAGCUGACGAGAUCUUUGUUCAUCUUCCAUUCUCUUUGUACCAUGGAUGGACCACGGUUUUGGUUAUUUUGACCGCCUUCGAAGCUUUCGGUGUCAAUGCGCUCCAUCAUAAGGCAGGAGUUUGGACCAAAGUCUUUGUAUUCCUCGGACUGUUCUUUUUGGAGGGCACAGCUGCGACAUAUGCCUUCUCGAGCCCAGAAGGUGAUCUCCCAGCCUCUGUUGCUAUUGCAUGGUCGAUGUUUGCCAUUUUUUCUCACCAAACAUCGUCUGGUUUCGUCCACUGGUCUUCACUCGCCUUCUCCAUCUUAGCCCUUCUUUGGGUCAUCAAAGGGGCUAUUGGACUGUUUGGAAGGACUAGAGGAGGCGCUGUUCGGCUUGAAGACCCUGAGAGGGCACCUCUUGUUCCUGGAUCUACCUGA
Molecule: messenger RNA, 825 nt
Organism: Guyanagaster necrorhizus
Lineage: Eukaryota; Fungi; Basidiomycota; Agaricomycetes; Agaricales; Physalacriaceae
Exons: 5
Coding region: 1-825 (274 amino acids)
Source: RefSeq, a predicted model, not a curated record